Messenger RNA from Rhinolophus ferrumequinum (greater horseshoe bat), 1232 nucleotides. RefSeq names its product aryl hydrocarbon receptor interacting protein (gene AIP). The coding region runs from base 140 to 1132 and encodes 330 amino acids. Gene Ontology annotation, molecular function: peptidyl-prolyl cis-trans isomerase activity; protein binding. Lineage: Eukaryota; Metazoa; Chordata; Mammalia; Chiroptera; Rhinolophidae. The transcript is spliced from 6 exons. The record is from RefSeq and is a predicted model, not a curated record.
UCAGUCCCUUUUUGACGUCUGCCCUCAGCCAAAGUGGUGGCACCUCGGAAGUUGCCGAAGCGCUAGAAGUUGCCGAAGCAGGUCCGGAAGCUGCCGAGCGAGUCCGGAAGUUACCGAAAGAGAGCAGCGGGUAAGGAGGAUGGCGGAUGUCAUCGCAAGACUCAAGGAGGACGGGAUCCAGAAGCGUGUGAUACAGGAUGGCCGAGGAGAGCUCCCUGACUUUAAGGAUGGAACCAAGGCCACAUUCCACUACCGGACUCUGCACAGUGACCAGGAGGGUGUCGUGCUGGAUGACAGCCGGGUGCGCGGCAAGCCCAUGGAGCUGAUCAUUGGCAAGAAGUUCAAGCUGCCCGUGUGGGAGACCAUCGUGUGCACCAUGCGUGAGGGGGAGAUUGCCCAGUUCCGCUGCGAUGUCAAGCAUGUGGUCCUCUAUCCACUGGUGGCCAAAAGUCUACGCAACAUCGCAGCCGGCAAGGACCCCCUGGAGGGCCAACGCCACUGCUGUGGCAUCGCCCAGAUGCAUGAGCACGGUUCCCUGGGCCACGCCGACCUGGAUGCCCUGCAGCAGAACCCCCAACCUCUCAUCUUCGACAUUGAGAUGCUUAAGGUGGAGAACCCUGGCUCAUACCAGCAGGACCCGUGGGCAAUGACAGAUGAGGAGAAGGCAAAGGCAGUGCCGGUCAUCCACCAGGAGGGCAACCAGUUGUACCGUGAAGGUCACGUGAAGGAGGCCGCGGCCAAGUACUACGACGCCAUCGCCUGCCUCAAGAACCUGCAGAUGAAGGAACAGCCCGGCUCUCCUGACUGGAUCGAGCUGGAUCACCAGAUCACCCCGCUGCUGCUCAACUACUGUCAGUGCAAGCUGGUGGCCCAAGAGUAUUAUGAGGUGCUGGACCACUGCUCCUCCAUCCUCAACAAGUACGAAGACAAUGUCAAGGCCUACUUCAAGCGGGGCAAGGCGCACGCAGCUGUGUGGAAUGCCCAGGAGGCCCAGGCUGACUUUGCCAAGGUCCUACAGCUGGACCCCGCCCUGGCGCCCAUUGUAAGCCGGGAGCUGCGGGCCCUGGAGGCACGGAUCCGGCAGAAGGACGAAGAGGACAAGGCCCGCUUCCGGGGCAUCUUUUCCCAAUGACGGGCCCUUCUCACCCUGCCCGGCCCACUGCUGCCACUGCCAGCCCACCCACCCCCACUAUAUCAUGCUUCUCUGUACAUAAAGGCCUUAUUUAUCUCUC